Molecule: messenger RNA, 1107 nt
Organism: Capsella rubella
Lineage: Eukaryota; Viridiplantae; Streptophyta; Magnoliopsida; Brassicales; Brassicaceae
Product: putative F-box/kelch-repeat protein At1g62270
Exons: 1
Coding region: 1-1107 (368 amino acids)
Molecular function (GO): protein binding
Source: RefSeq, a predicted model, not a curated record
AUGAUGAGCGUACAAUCUUCUUCCUUGUUCGAUCUUCCAUUAGAUUUGGUAGAGGAGAUACUCGCUAGGGUUUCUGCUUCGUCUCUAAAACGAUUACGGUCUACAUGCAAACAAUGGAACGUUUUAUUCAGUGACCAGAGAUUCACCAUGAAGCACUUUGAUAAAGCAGAAAAACAGGUUUUGGUUGCCAUGUUGAGGGGAUAUGAUAUUUAUUCAACGAGCCUUAAUCUGCGUGGACUUCAGGAUAAUAUUGAUCCAUCUAUACAGCUUAAAGGUGAAGCUAUCCUAGAUCCUCUUUAUUGUAGUUUACUUAACACUUUGGUAUUUCAAGUCUUUCACUGCAAUGGCUUAUUGCUAUGCAAAACAGUAGCUAGAGUGUUGGUUUGGAACCCUUGUACUGGUCAAACCAAGUGGAUCAAAGACACGGUUAGUCUAAACGAUAAGUACGCUCUCGGAUACGAAAACAACAAACCGUGCUAUAGUUACAAAAUCAUGAGGUUCUUGGAUCUUGACACUUUUGAUUUGGAAAUUUAUGAGUUUAAUUCUAAUCAAUGGAGGGUUCUUUGUAGUAUCACUCCGGACUUCACGAUAGCAUUCUUUGAAGAUGGUGUGUCUUUAAAGGGAAACUCUUACUGGAUAGCUUCAGAUAAAGGAAAAGAAGAACUAACUCAAGAUUUCUUAAUAAGUUUUGACUUUACAACUGAGAGAUUUGGUCCACGUGUGUGCCUUCCGUUCAAGGGUUGUUCUUAUUGGGAUACUAUCUCCCUAUCAAGUACUGUACGAGAAGAUCGGCUUUCAGUGUUCUUUCAGAACGAAGAUACAUUAAAGAUGGAGAUAUGGAUAACAAAUAAUAUCACUCAGACCAAAGCCAUGUCUUGGAGCCCUUUUUUUAAGAUUGAUCCGAGCAUUCAUCGGUUUGGGACUGAAGUAAGUUUUGUCAUCGACGAGCAGAAUAAAGUGAUCGUGUGUUGUGAUGAGAAUGAAGAAGAUAACAACGAUUUUGUAUACAUUAUUGGAGAGGAUCAAUAUUGGAGAAAAGUAGAUAUUGGAAAAAAAACAUAUAGCCCACGUUUGUUCAGUUAUGCUCCAAGUUUGGUUCAAUUCUAG